Messenger RNA from Colletotrichum tamarilloi, 345 nucleotides. RefSeq lists its product as uncharacterized. Bases 1 to 345 code for a protein of 114 amino acids. The transcript has a single exon. NCBI's taxonomy places the organism in Eukaryota, Fungi, Ascomycota, Sordariomycetes, Glomerellales, Glomerellaceae. The record is from RefSeq and is a predicted model, not a curated record.
AUGCUGCCACCCCCGUCCGUCCUGAUCAACCCCCCCGGUCUCUCGUCCCUCGUCCCUUGUCGUGUGUUUCCAUCAAUCAAUCAAUCUCCCAUCCUUCGCUGCCUCGUCCAUCCACAUUCCUUCUUGCGUCCCCUUCCAUUCCUUUACACCACCCUCGCUUUUUCCUCUCUUCCCUUCCCUUCCCUUUUACUCCUCACGCUCGCUCUCCUCUUGUCGCCCCCACCUCUCUCCCGACCUCGUCUCUUCGACAGUCGAAUUUCGACAUCCCCUCGCCUCCGUCAAGAAUUCAUCCGGCGACGUCGAACCUCCUCUCCGAUUCUCAACCUGCGCCUCCUCACGCCGUGA